Daldinia childiae is the source of this 1218-nucleotide messenger RNA. RefSeq names its product Cytoplasmic tRNA 2-thiolation protein 1. NCBI's taxonomy places the organism in Eukaryota, Fungi, Ascomycota, Sordariomycetes, Xylariales, Hypoxylaceae. Bases 1 to 1218 code for a protein of 405 amino acids. Gene Ontology annotation, molecular function: tRNA binding. Gene Ontology annotation, biological process: tRNA wobble position uridine thiolation. The record is from RefSeq and is a predicted model, not a curated record. The transcript has a single exon. Gene Ontology annotation, cellular component: cytosolic tRNA wobble base thiouridylase complex; mitochondrion.
AUGCCACCGGCACUUUGUGCCCUCUGCAAAACAGAGCGAGCCGUGAUUAAGAGGCCAAAAAACUAUCAGAAACUCUGCAAGGGCUGUUUCAUCCGAAUAUUCGAAGAUGAAGUGCAUCAUACCAUAACUUCAUCACGGCUUUUCUUCCCGGGGGAAAAAGUUGCCAUCGGUGCAUCAGGUGGCAAGGAUUCAACCGUUUUAGCUUCGGUGCUCAAAACACUGAACGAAAGACAUAACUAUGGAGUUGAUCUAAUACUCCUAAGUAUCGACGAGGGUAUUAAGGGCUACAGGGAUGAUUCCCUCGAAACAGUUAAACGCAACGCGGUACAGUACGACAUGCCACUUAAAAUAGUAGGCUAUGGUGAACUAUACGGCUGGACCAUGGACCAGGUUGUGGAGACAAUCGGCAAGAAAGGCAAUUGUACUUAUUGUGGCGUCUUCCGACGACAGGCUCUAGAUAGGGGCGCGAAGAUGUUGGGGAUCAAACAUGUCGUUACUGGUCAUAAUGCCGAUGAUGUCGCAGAGACCGUUCUUAUGAACCUCCUUCGAGGAGAUCUACCGCGCUUGUCAAGGAGUACGAGCAUUGUCACCGGAAACGACGCGAGUGAGGUCAAGAGGAGCAAGCCGCUAAAGUAUUCAUACGAGAAGGAGAUUGUUUUGUAUGCGCACCACAAAAAGCUUGAUUAUUUCAGCACCGAAUGCAUCUACAGUCCGGAAGCCUUCAGGGGAAGUGCUAGAAGUUUGAUCAAGAAUCUAGAGAAAGUCCGCCCCAGCGCCAUCUUGGACGUUGUUCGAAGUGGGGAGGACAUGGCGAGAUUGGUACCCGGUGCUACACCAAGUUCUUGUGCUUGUGAUGGAAAGGCUGCACCUAACCGAACCCCUACUGACGAGGAUAAUAUCGGCGGCUGCGGUUCGUCAAACGGUCGCACAAGCGGUGGUGAGAUGGCAGCCAUGGAGAAACAACUCAGAGAAAAUGAAGCCGCCGAGGCCACUGGACUCGAAACAGAGAUCACAGCUGAAAACCCCAAGACACGAUCUUAUGACAGGCCAAACCCAGCCAGUGGACAAUUAAAGACAGCAGGCACUACUCUUCCCAUCAGGUUAAAGCAAAAGCUUGGCAUAUGCGAGAAAUGUGGUUAUAUGUCGAGUCAGAAGCUAUGCCAAGCAUGUAUGCUUCUCGAGACCCUGAAUAAGAACCGUCCAGAGAUUACGAUAUAG